CACAAAUCCUAAUUCUAACCUCACACUCGUUCAUAUACUUGUUGAUCUCUCAUCAUCCUCAUGGGGUCGUACACAAACUUUUUUUUAUUACCUGUAAAUACCCAAAACAACUCUUCUACAUCUUCAUUCACCCAAAAAAAAAAACCUUUGUUUUUCCACCACUAACAGAUUCAUGUACAUAAACUAAGUCCAGUACAUAUUUUGUAUAAUCUUGGGACUUUCGUUUUCAAGCGGGUGUCCAUAAUAUCUAUAACACCUACAGCUACAAUACAUGAAUUCAGGGGGAUUUUGAAAACAGAAGCAGAAGUGUUUUGUUGUUGCAUAUGCUCUUAUCAGAAAACGCCACCUUCCAAUCCCUCCAUUGUCGAUCCGCUCGUUGUUCUACCAACAUACAGCAACUCAAAAACCUGCAUAUAAAACUCAAUAACAACAUCAUCACAAAUAUUGAAGCCUGCACACCUUGGCCGCCGUCGCGAGUUCAACCGUGGUUUGCUCUGUUUCAUACACCUCCGAUGAAGCACCACCAAACGGCGCCGGAUUUGCGACAAACUUCAUCUUCUCCGAUCCGCCAAACAACAUCAAUAAUUUUAUAACAACAACCUGCAUUUUAUAACAAUAUCUUUCCUAAAUUCUAACAGAUUCAUUUUGAUUUUCUGCAGAAAAAUUACACACAAGGAACCGCCGUGUUCAUCGUUCGGCCUCACCAUGGAUCCUUCUCCGACCAGCUCCGAUACAGCGCACAACGCCGCCGCAAAAAGUGAACCGUCGCAACAAUCGCGAGCGACACUGUCUGUUCCCAGCCGCCGAUCCCUCCUGUCGGCGAAACAAAUCGUGACCAGUCACGAUGAACUCCACGAAAACGCUCCGGCCCCAUACGCGACUCCGACACACCGACCUCCGCUGUAGAUCUGGAACUCCGAUCAUCCCUGUUGCUUUCCGAUUCAUUCUGGGCAUGAUACGACGUUACCAACAGGGGAGUUUUCUUUCGAUUUUGUUUUCAUUUGAUCCAUUAUUUGGUUGCUGUUUUUUAUAUAGAAAUUAAAAGGUAAAAUAUUGAGAGAAAGAAAAAGGAGUGUGGAAGUUGUUUCAGGUACUGUGUUUGAUCUAUUGAAAAUUGGAGAGAGAAGACAGAUCUAACAGGUGGAGCGGUAUCCCUUGUGUGUGUUUCGAUUAAUUUUUUAGUUAUUAUUAGUGUUAAUUAAGGUUGUAAUUAGGUCUCCCAUUGGAGUUUUAACUAUAGUCUUUUACUCACCCUACGUCUUGUUUCAAUCAGUACUCCUAUUCAAUAAAAUAAAAUAUAAAAAAAUCUAUAAUCUAUGUUAGUUUUAUUUGUUUAUCUUAAACACAAAAAAUAUAAUAAAUAUUAACUAAUGAUUAAUUUCUCUUUAAAAUGUAAGGUUUAGAUACUUGUUAUUAAUUUAUUUUGUUGAUUAAUAUUUGCUUCCUACCACAUUCUCUUGUAUUGCGAGGUACGUUCGAGUUGUUCAUCUAUUCAUCCUCAACCUCCUCCACUAAUCUCGCUAAUUCCAAAUCUAAGGAUUCAGAGAAUGCAGCACACCAUAGACCUUCAAAAGUCAUCACACUCAAUUACACCCCCAGGUUUUAGGUUUUGUAAUUAAAUAUUGAAUUUCUUCAUCGCGAUUCUCUUCUCUUCUUUGUGCAAUUUUCAGGGUUUACCUCCGAGGCAAUCUCCGACCGCUAACCAUACCCGAUCAAACCAAAAGCUAAGUCCCGAUUGAACCCUUAUUCUAUUUGUUUAUCUUCCCUAUUUUUUAUAUAUACAAUUAGGGUUUGUUAUUAAAAUGAAUUGCCCAUACACUCACGCCUUAUUUGUUUCUUUGCUCAUUCCUAAUGGUCAGAGUCGAUGCUUCUGGCAAACCCUUGCCCUCAACCCUGUCAGGCAAAUGCCAAGCUAAGUACCUUCUCCCUAUUCUAUUUUUAAUUUAUUAUCCUAUUUUCUUUUGUAGUUAAUGAGGUUUGCCCUCGAAUUUGAUAAUGCACUCACUAUAUGUUUUCUGCCAUCUUUUCCUUUUCAGGGUUUGUCAGAUGCCAAAGCUACGUGUAUUGCAUCAUGAAUCUCGAACAAUCAGUUAAGGAUCUUCAAGCUCAAAACACCGAGUUCCAAGCCUUGAUUCUGAAUUUGUCCAAAGGGCAAGAAGAGCUGAAAGCCAUGUUGACUAAAAAGAAGAAGAAAAAGGGUAAGAAGACUCGAGUAAAAAAGCUUAGACCAAUCUUGCAACUCAGGGAUGCUGAAACCUCUGAAGACAGUGAUGAGGAUGAGCAAGAUGAUAAUGCUAGUAUCAAAACCGAUGCAAAAAGUAACCACGAUUCUGCCAAACUCUCUGAAGAAGAAGAGGACUAUUACCAUGAGGGCGAACAUCCCGAUGACAAAUACAAGAUGUUAGAAGAGCGUCUGAGAAGUGUGGAAAUUCAGAAGGUACCUGGGCUGGAUUUUGAAGAGCUUGGACUUGUGCCUGGGGUCGUUAUUCCUCCAAAAUUCAAAACUCCCGCCUUUGCUAAGUAUGAUGGAGUCUCUUGUCCUAAACUACACUUGAGGUCUUAUGUAAGGAAGAUUCUAAUUGGUUUCCUCACUCAAUUUACUCCCACAAGUUGCUCAAAGUCAAGUUCUAAUUGGUGA
Messenger RNA from Vicia villosa (hairy vetch), 2638 nucleotides. RefSeq lists its product as uncharacterized. Lineage: Eukaryota; Viridiplantae; Streptophyta; Magnoliopsida; Fabales; Fabaceae. The transcript is spliced from 2 exons. The record is from RefSeq and is a predicted model, not a curated record. Bases 2009 to 2638 code for a protein of 209 amino acids.